CAAACAAGCCGCAUUUGGUUCGCAGGUCCGUCCCCUCUCCUGCUCUCUAGUCUCCUCGCCCUCUGUUCCUCCAACCACCCUCCAAACCCUACCCUUCUCGAAGCUUCCAGAGCCCCUGGUGCUCGAGCCCUCCAUGGCCCCCUCCGCCUCCGCUCUCUCCUGCUCCACCCCCGACCCCUCGCGCUCCGGGUGGUCCUCUCUGCGGCCGCAGCUGGACCUCCAAUCCGCGCUCCUGUCCGAGGACGCCGCCGGCGACGCUCGGGCCGUCGCGGAGCUCCUCAAUGCCGCGCUGGAGGGGGACCUCCCCCGCGCGAAGAAGCUGACGAAGGAGCUGAGGAAGGCAGGGAAGGGCGUCGCCGAGGCGGUGGCGGACGCCGUCGGCAUGCCCGAGAGCAAGCGUCGCGGGCCGCUCCACCUGGCCGCGGCGACCGGGAAGGUGGAGAUGUGCAAGUUCCUCAUCAGGACUUGCGAGGUCGACGUCAACGCGACCGAUGUUGAUGGUGCGACUCCUCUAAUUUUUGCAAUACAAGGUAUGGGAUCUACAGCUGUGGUGAAGCUUCUUCUCAGUUAUGAAGCUGAUCCGAACAAAGCAGACAGCGGUGGGAUUGCUCCUCUCCAUAUUGCAGCAGAACGAGAUUCCUAUGAAGUAGCAGAGCUUUUAUUGUCCAAAGGAGCUAAGGUUGACCCCAUAUGUGAAAGUGGCGAAGCACCACUACAUGUUGCUGCUGCGUAUGGAAAUGCAAGAGUGUUGAAAUUGUUGUUGGAGCAUAAUGCCGAUGAGAAAGUGCAAAGUGUGCCCAGAGAGCAACCUAUGACAGCACCUCAACUACAUGAUCCUCCACGUUCGGGUCAUCCAUCAAACAUUUCUUCAGGUGGUAUGGGCAUAGCAUUGGAUGACGACAUUGGCAUUCCUGAAUACUCUGAAUAUGACGAUAGUGAAGUGGCAAACUUAUUUGUGAAGGUGAACUCUAAGGAGUUGAAAGCAAUUUUGUCAAAAUACAAAAUAGAUGCAACAGGAAAUAAGGAAGAAGUCUGGAGAAGGGCAAAUAAGGAGCUUAAGCUAGAAGAGCUGAAGCAAAGGGAACUCAGGUUGUUGUGCGCUGCAAAUGAUAUUCACCAAAACAAGGACACAAAUGCGGAAAUGAUUUCAAAACUGAAGAAUCAUAAGAAAAGUCUAUUGCUUGCGAUGCGUAGGCAAAAGUUUAUGAUAGAACUCCGGGAACACAACAAACAAUUGCGAAUUUCUUUGAAUAACGAAUUAGAUACAAAUCUUUCAGAAUUGGAUGCAUUCAGCAUGCUUGUGGAAUUAAAGGAGUAUUUUUUGAAAGAACAUGCUUCGCUAGAGCUCUCCUACCGGUUCGAGGAAAAAGAAUGUGCUUCGCUAGAGAAGCAACUAAAGAUAGAGGAAACUGAAAAAAGGGCAUAUUUAAGGAAGGAAAGUUUGCCUACAAAGUGCAAGGAAAAAGCUGAGUAUGAGGAGAAGCUACUACUGGAGGAUAGACAGAAACGUCUUAAACUUGUUCUAGCAGAAAAGAAGGUUCAGGAGGAAUUAUCCAAAAAGAUAGAAGACGAAAUAGCUGUUCUAACAGAAAAGAAGGUCAGGACGAAUUGUCCAAAAAGAUAGACGACGAAAUAGCUGAAAUACAUUUAAAGAACGUCAGAUGCACAGGUACAUAUCACUGCUGUAAUUAAUGUAGUAGUUUUAGAUUUUUAGCUGUAAGGAAUGUGACAUCCUUCUAGGGAAGCUUCAUUACUAUUAUAUCCAUGAUUCUAGAUUUCUACUGAAUAUUUUAAAUAUCUAGGAAUAAGUCUACUUCACCCCUGCACCUGUUGUUAUAUUUAUAAGAUUUGUUUCCUUUUUGGAAACCCCCUCAUUAAGCAAAAAGGUUAAGAACUCUGGAGUACAUCAAGCGAAUGGCUUUAUGAGUCGAGAUAAGGGUCGGCAUGGUCAUAACUCUAUUCAAUCAUUUAAAUAAAGGUAUAUCUGUCAGGUGACUAUUUUGCUGCCCCUUGUCGUAUUGCAGAAGAACAUGCGAUGCAAAGAAUAAACCUCUUUUUUUUUCGCUACUGCCCUAUUGUGCUUAUGUUAAGUCUUCUCCAUCUCAUGAAUUUCUAAGUGAUAAACUUUCAUUGAUAGCCACCAUAUAAACUGCAUGUGUUUCGUAUAGUUGGUCUCGAUAGAGCUAAUGCAUUUUUUGUUCAUGGAAGGCAAGCAACCUGCUGCAACCAUGGGAGUAUACUGUUACUUGAUCAGCUCAUUUAAAGCCUCGCAAGAGAAGAGCCAAGCUCUGGCACUUGGACCUCCUUUGCUGGCAUCAGAACCUAGGCAACAAGCAGCUGAAGAAGAUUCAUCAGAAGAGCUUGAGGACAAGACUGAAUUAGAGUACUUAAUCCUGUACUGCUGCUGCUGCAGACGUUGAAGAAACCUCGCCCCCACCCGCUUCCCCUCCUCUCAGUCCCGGACCCUUCUCUGCCGCCCCCACCGCAUCCCUACCACCUACAAAUACACACAAGCCCCCUACUAGAGCGUCUCUUUCUCGCAUCGCUGUCGUCUUGCACCGCCGCCGCCGCUCCCUUCUCCUCUUCCUCCAUGCUGCUUUGCCGGACCUCGAUGACUGCACAUCAUUUUUUGGUGUUUACGAUGUCCAUGGAGGAAAAGCCAUCUCUAAAUUCUCUGCAAGGCACCUACACAAGCAAGUUCUCAUAAAUGAAGCAUCAUCAUCCGAUGAUUUAUCAACUUCUGUCCAUAAAGCUUUCUUAAGAAUGGAUGAGAUACUGAAAGGACAGGGGAUGGAGAGAACUGACUGAGCAUGAUAUGGAAACAAGUUCACGGGUAUGCUGGAGGGCAUGAUAUGGUCCCCCAAGGGUGGAGAUUCAGAUAACCUAGGGGAUGGCUGGGAUACUGAGGAGGGUCCAAAUUCGAACUUUCCUGGGCCAACAUCUGGAAGCACAGCUUGUGUGGCUGUCAUAAGAAAUGAUCAACUCAUCGUUGCAAAUGGCGGGGAUUCCUGCUGUGUUAUCUCACGGAAGGGUCAGGCUUACAGUUUGUCAACACAUCAAAAACCAUAUCUUGAGGGAGAAAAAGAGAGGAUUUUGAGUGCCAGCGGGUUUGUUGUUGCUGGACGGGUCAAUGGAAGCUUGAACUUGUUGAGAGCAAUGGGUGACAUGGAACUGAAGCAAAAUGAGCUUUUGCCAGCCGAGAGACAGAUUGUGACAGCUGAACCUGAGUUGAAAACAGUCAAACUUUCUGAGGAUGAUGAAUUCAUUGUUUUAGCAUGUGAUGACAUAUGGGAUUGCAUGUCAAGUCAAGAAGUGGUUGAUUUUGUACUUGUACAUAAACACUAAGUGUAGCACAUAGCUGUGUUUGAGGACAUUGCGUUCCAAAUGUUCAAAAAAUUCGCAGGAGGAUAAGCUAUCGACAGUGUGCGAGAAGUUGCUUGACCGUUGCCUGGCACCUACAUCUGGUGGGGAAGGAUGCGAUAAUAAUAUGACCGUGAUCGUUGUUCAGUUUAAGAAGCCAGCUUCGCCAGUUGCUACGUCUAGCGCCGAGCAAUCUGCUGCCACUUCAGAAGAGAUGCGGCCAAACGAGCUUGAUGGCCCGGACGACCCAUUGAAGUAGGCUCAAGUGGCACACGGUGCCGUGGAGUUCUAACCGGUGGUGGGCGAUUAGAAAAAAGCAUAGCAAGUGGUGUAUAUAAGAAAGGUAUUAUAUUCGACAAUCUGUUAUAGGGUUUGUUCUUUU
Messenger RNA from Phragmites australis (common reed), 3742 nucleotides. RefSeq lists its product as uncharacterized. NCBI's taxonomy places the organism in Eukaryota, Viridiplantae, Streptophyta, Magnoliopsida, Poales, Poaceae. The coding region runs from base 134 to 1624 and encodes 496 amino acids. The record is from RefSeq and is a predicted model, not a curated record. Gene Ontology annotation, molecular function: protein binding. The transcript is spliced from 20 exons.